GAGGGGUCUUAAGGGGCGGCGAGCCCAAGUCGGACUUCCUCGGAGCCUGGCGACCAGCAAGGAUCCCAUCUCCUACUUCAGCUCUCUGCCCUACCCUACGUCCUCCGGAGCCAGGGACCCGAGCACGAUGUGGAAACACUGGCUGGCGCUAGCGCUGGUGGCCGUCGCCCUGGUCCACGGCGAGGAAGAACCAAGGAGCAAAUCCAAGAUCUGCGCCAAUGUGUUUUGUGGAGCUGGCCGGGAGUGUGCGGUCACAGAGAAGGGAGAGCCCACAUGCCUCUGCAUUGAGCAAUGCAAACCUCACAAGAGGCCUGUGUGCGGCAGUAAUGGCAAGACCUAUAUCAACCAUUGUGAACUUCAUAGAGAUGCCUGCCUCACUGGGUCCAAGAUCCAGGUUGAUUAUGAUGGACACUGCAAAGAAAAGAAGUCUGUGAGUCCGUCUGCCAGCCCAAUUGUCUGCUAUCAAGCUAACCGCGAUGAGCUCCGGCGUCGCAUCAUCCAGUGGCUGGAAGCUGAGAUCAUUCCAGAUGGCUGGUUCUCCAAAGGCAGCAACUACAGUGAAAUUCUGGACAAGUACUUUAAGAACUUUGAUAAUGGUGACUCUCACCUGGACUCCAGUGAAUUCCUGAAAUUUGUGGAGCAGAACGAAACAGCCAUCAACAUCACCACUUAUGCUGAUCAGGAGAAAAACAAACUGCUCAGAGGACUCUGUGUUGAUGCUCUCAUUGAACUGUCUGAUGAGAAUGCCGACUGGAAACUCAACUUCCAGGAGUUCCUCAAGUGCCUCAACCCAUCCUUCAACCCUCCUGAGAAGAAGUGUGCCCUGGAGGACGAAACAUACGCAGAUGGAGCUGAGACUGAGGUAGACUGUAAUCGCUGUGUCUGUUCCUGUGGACACUGGGUCUGCACUGCGAUGACUUGCGAUGGAAAGACUCAGAAGGGGGCCCAGACCCAGACACAGGAGGAGAUGACCAGAUAUGCCCAGGAACUCCAGAAGCACCAGGAAACAGCUGAAAAGACCAAGAAGGUAAACAUCAAAGAAAUCUAACAAGAAGCACAUAGCACCAUGUCUGGAGACCAGCGCCUCCUCCUCUUCAGCGCUGAGUCCAGUAUUCACGAGCGUCUGCUGUGAUCACCAAACCACCAGUAUUUGCUUGUCUGGCAAUGAAUAUUAUUUUGUUAGUUUUGCAAUGAAGGAAAUGAGGGUGGCUGGUUAGCAGGGGGAGGCCCCAACCUUCAUUUUCAGGAGUGCUUUAAGAGAAACUAAAGGGCACUUUGGGGCUGGAGGCAAGUAAGGAAACUGCAUCAUGCUGACAGAGGAGCAGACCUGGGUCCAAACAAAUCCUUUCAGGGGUCACAGCAGCUUUACGGAGGCUGCAGGGACAGCAUGUGAUGUUGGGGGGAGGGCUGAGCUGGCUCUGCUGGAGGAAGAAUGGGGAGCUCUGUGCAGAGGAAUCCUGCCGCAUUGACCCUUGUCACUCCGGGUCAGCAUGAGAGACCUGCAGCAUAUCUGCUUCCCCUCAGUCCCAACAAUCACCUGAAUACACAGCCAUCCCACUAGUGACCUGUGUCCCUCAGAUUUAGAUGGACUUUCUAGGAGGCUGUGUUUAAAUGAUGCAGAUACUUAUGUACUUCAAGCGCCAUAGAGACCUAACCAAAUUUUUAAAAUACACUUUUUUUAACCAAAGGUGCUAUUUCUCUGUAAAAGACUUUUUUUUGCAAGCUGAUUUCAUUCCUCAAUUAUUAUCAUUAUAUUAUUGUCACUUUUUAGUAUUUCAUUUUCUUGUCUAGAUAUUAAGCUUUUGUAAUUAUUUUUUUCAGUAGUCCUACUAUUUCAGAGGUGAAAGGGGUUUGGGAGCUUUUCUAUAACAUAGAUGGCCCCUUACUAGACUAGAUGCAAGCCAGAGCCGCAUCACCCCACCCCGGGCUUCUAGAAGGUCAGCUACAUGCCAAGAAGUGUAAGAUGCUUCAGACAAAAGCCACAGGAAGAAGCAUCUAAAUAGGCAAUUAUUGAAAUCCAAAGAGUUCAUUUGUUUUACAAAGGACGGGAACCCAGGUUAUCCCAGCCUGCCAACACAUAGUAAUCUGUGGCUAACUGGCAGGGCAACCCUGGCCCUGUCUGCUCCUGCUCUAGGUUCCAAUAUCCUUAGUAAAGUGGCAAGAAUGCAUCUUGGGAUUUAAUCAAUGAUACAGUUUGUGGUUUAGGUAACUGGCCCAGAGGAAGCUAGGGUCCUGUGACUCUGCCUUCUCUCCUUAGGAUAGAUGAAACCAUACAGCAAGAAAAGACAGCCAGGAACAGCAUGGCCAGGUUUUGCCUUGGUCUAAAUGAUCCUGUCAGGUGGCUGGGGUGAGGGCUUCACGGGUCAGUCUACCCAGGAAGAGAGCAUGAAGGACAACCUCCAACCUUCUCAACUUGGUACACAUGAGUGCAGUCUCUGGUUGGAGUCAGAUUUCCCCAUACAGAUGAAGAAAGCAGUUUCCAGCUUUGAAAGCAGUAUAAAAUGAAGACUGCAAGUCAGUUCUUUCUUUGAACCUCAGAUUCUUAGCUCCCUUCCUGCCUUGUUUCAUGUGCAUUUAACAUCACAAAAAAUAUCAAAACCUUAUCUCAUUUGCAAAACUCAAACUGUAGACCCUCCAAAUAAAUUAUUGAGAUUUUCCUGCAUAGGCAAAUGUGGAAAGUUGGGACAGAAAUGGAAUUCCUCCUAAAUAGUUUUCCCUGUUCUCAUUUAAAGGAGACAACUCCACUUUGCUGAGUGUUCUGAGCUUUUAUGUCCCAUCUCAUUAGAAAACUCUUGAACCCCUUGUGCAGUUCAGAUUUCAACACCCUCUCCAAGUGCUUUGGAGAGCUCACAGCAGCAUACCUUAAUCAAAAGUUUUGCCAGUCCAUGGCCAUGAUGGGAGAGAGCAGGAAUAUCAUGUUGCUCAAAGCAAAGAGCUACAGUGUCUGUUCACUGGUCAUCUUUAGAACAGUGGUUUUCAAUCAAGACUAUCCCAUCACUCAAGAGGGCAAGACCACAUUCCUCUUGAAUUCCGCUACUUCUGUGUGAGCAAGGUCGCUGUUGUCUGUACCGCCAUAGAUUCAUGUGAUGCGUAAACCAUUCAUGAGAAGCUGCUAAGUAGCCUAGUUUGGGGAGCCUUAGGUAGAGUUUUGCAUGGGACCAACAAGCAGGAUUGGAUCAAGUUCAGUUUCUACAGUCCUCCAGAAGCCUAUAGGCCAGGACUGUAAGCUCCCUGGGCUUUCUGUUUUGUUGUUGUUUUUAAUAAACAGCAGUGUCUCUUAAGAUUCAGAGCCCAGGGAAGUCUUCCCAUAUAAAUAUUCCAGGACUCUGGAUACUAGUACCAGUCUUGGAAAAGCAGGCUCCUCCAUCUGUAACCAAGUCCAUGUGAACAGUCUGAAUUCCUUGGUUAUACCUAUGAUCUAAAUAAAGUUAAACUUCAGGAAAUAGUUCCAACAGAUUUCUGUUGCCCAUGUGGUUAUGAAAAUGUAUUUGUAUUUAGUGUGCUUCCAUAUUUCAUUUAAUUUGUUUUUAUAAUUUCUGGUUUUUGUUACUAUGAAUAAAUAAAAAUAAAAUA
This is a messenger RNA of Mesocricetus auratus (golden hamster), 3573 nucleotides long. It is a transcript of the gene Fstl1, whose product is annotated as follistatin like 1. Bases 128 to 1048 code for a protein of 306 amino acids. Gene Ontology annotation, biological process: multicellular organism development; regulation of BMP signaling pathway; cell differentiation. The record is from RefSeq and is a predicted model, not a curated record. Gene Ontology annotation, molecular function: protein binding. The transcript is spliced from 11 exons. NCBI's taxonomy places the organism in Eukaryota, Metazoa, Chordata, Mammalia, Rodentia, Cricetidae.